Molecule: messenger RNA, 1419 nt
Organism: Miscanthus lutarioriparius
Lineage: Eukaryota; Viridiplantae; Streptophyta; Magnoliopsida; Poales; Poaceae
Source: the annotation of a GenBank genome assembly
AUGAGCGAGGAGGGUAGCCACUCCACACAGACAAAACGUCCUUUGGAUGACAGCAGCUUGUAUUCGAGUCCUGGGAAAGUUAUUCAGUCCAGUGGCAGUGAUUUCCAUGGUUCUUUUGAACAUGAUGGUAGAUUUGCCAAAAUUCAACGUGUGGAGCCUCGUGAUGAUAAGAGGCCAUCUGUACCACAUCGGAUGCCUGUUGGCUCCACCAACUUUGCUGACCACCCCAUCUCCUCUGACAGCAGGUUAGAGUCAAAGCAAAAUAAAGAUGCACGGGACAAUAAGGCAUAUGACCGCGAGACAAAAGCUGAUGCUAGGAUGAUGUAUGGAAAGCUCAUGAUAGGGAUCCUAAGGACAAGAAAAGAGAGAAGGAUGUGGAUGCAGGGGACCGGCUUGAGCAAAGAAGCAAAUAUAAUGAUAAGGAAUCAGAUGACAAUGGCACUGAAGGAGAUAUGGAGAAAGAUAAUGAAGUUUUUGGAAGAGUCCAACGCAGGAGGAUGGUGCGAUCGAGGGGAGGUAGUCAAGCAUCUCAGCGUGAACCUAGAUUUCGGUCCAGAAUGCGUGAUGGUGAAGGGUCUCAAGGGUAUCCUAGCUUCAGUCCACGAAGAAGCAAAGUUAUGGGGUCUUGCGGGUAAGUCUGAGGUGUCUGCCAUUGUUUAUAAAGCCGGGGAGUGCAUGCAGGAGCUUCUGAAAUCAUGGAAAGAGUUUGAUGUAACUCAGGAUGCUACAAAUGCUGAAAGUCUACAACAUGGUCCUACUCUUGAAAUUCGAAUACCUGCAGAAUUUGUUACUUCGACUAAUCGUCAGGUAAAAGGUGCUCAACUUUGGGGAACAGAUGUUUAUACAAAUGAUUCAGAUCUUGUGGCUGUGCUAAUGCAUACUGGGUACUGCUCCCCUACAUCCUCCCCUCCACCAUCUGCCAUUCAAGAGCAUGCAACUAUUCGUGUUCUACCACCACAAGAGAGUUAUACUUCAACACUGAGGAACAAUGUGCGCUCACGUGCUUGGGGUGCUGGGAUUGGUUGUAGCUUUCAGAUUGAACGCUGCUGCAUUGUCAAGAAAGGUGGUGGCACCAUUGAUCUUGAGCCACGUCUUAGCCACACAUCAGCUGUGGAGCCUACUCUCGCCCCAGUUGCAGUUGAGCGUACAAUGACGACAAGAGCUGCAGCUUCCAAUGCACUGCGUCAACAAAGAUUUGUCCGUGAAGUGACUAUACAGUACAAUCUGUGCAAUGAGCCAUGGUUAAAAUAUAGUAUAAGCAUUGUGGCAGAUAAGGGAUUGAAAAAGUCUCUGUAUACUUCUGCUAGACUGAAGAAAGGAGAAGUCAUAUAUUUAGAAACACAGUUUAAUAGGUAUGAACUGUGCUUCAGUGGAGAGAAGCCUCGUAUUAUUGGAUCAAGCUCCAAUGCAUCUGAAUGA